GCUAGGUUUUAUCUCUCAGCCGACAUCACAAACACACAAGACAACCAGGGUACAAUCCAUUCUCUCUCGCUCACUCGUUCAAUCGCACGGACGAACCCACCGUUCAAUCGCAUAACGUCACAGUCCACCGGCGAGGCCUUAGCCAGCUCCUGCGCAGCAGCGACGGCAUCGCCGAUAAUCACAAUCCCAUUCUCAUUUUUUCUGAUUCUGCCAAGUCCCAAAUCGAUCGACGACACAUUCAAUCGCUUCCACCAUCUAGAAUCGCACACGGCCACCUUCCACCGGCACACCGUGACGCCCUUCUUUGAAUCCGGCACACCAACGACGCCUUCCCCGACUCUACAGGUCUUAUGGACAUCAGCAACAGCAACAGCCACAUAUUAUGGUUCUUCAAGCAGAAAGGUUUUCAUGAGAAAGGCAUUAACGAAAUAAUGAGAAAAUGCAAACGCCUCGAAUCUGUCCAAAAACAAAACCUAUCAGAAAACUGGGAUUACUUAAAAUCCAUCGGCAUCCAAGAACGAAAGCUUCCAUCAAUCAUCACAAAAUGUCCCAAAAUCAUGACCCUCGAUCUAAACCAAAAACUCAUCCCAAUGAUCCAAUGCCUCACAACUCUCUCAACAAAACCCGAUGAAGUCCCUUCCGCCAUAACCAAAUUCCCCCACAUUUUAACCCACAGCAUCGAAGAAAAACUUUGCCCACUCCUCGGUUUCUUCGAGUCACUCGGUGUGUCAGGAACUCAACUCGGUAAACUCAUCCUCCAUAACCCUAGAAUCAUAAGCUACAGCAUCCAUUCCAAGCUUUCAGGGGUAGUUGACUUUCUUGUAAACAUCGGUUUGACCAAAGACGGAAUGAUCGGGAAAAUCUUGGUUAAAUACCCGUCCAUUAUGGGGUACAAUGUUGAGAAGCGGCUACGGCCCACAACCGAGUUUUUACUUUCGUUAGGGUUAACGAAAUCAGAUCUACAAAAGGUAGUGAUUAAUUUCCCUGAAGUUAUAUGUAGAGAUGUGGAUAAGAUUUUGAAACCGAAUCUUGAUUAUUUGAAAACCCGCGGGUUUGGUUCGGGUCAAAUAGCGAGUUUAGUGGGGCGAUAUCCACCGGUUUUGAUUAAGAGUGUUAAGAACUCGUUGGAACCGAGGAUUAGGUUUUUGGUGGAGGUGAUGGAUCGAGGAAUUGAGGAAGCUGCUGAUUAUCCUGAGUUUUUUCACCAUGGUUUCAAGAAACGACUUGAGAGACGUGAGAAGCUUUUGAAACAGAAGAAUGUUUCUUGCAGUUUGAGUGAAAUGCUUGAUUGUAAUCAUAACAAGUUUCUUUCAAGAUUUGAUCUCGUUGCCAAAAUUGUUUAACUUAUUCCUUCCAUCUUCUCUAUAUGUAAUAUGUAUGUAGUUGUUUUCAAGUUUUAAUUAUAUAUGAGAGUUUUAACGACUUAAUAGAGAAA
Messenger RNA from Lactuca sativa (garden lettuce), 1435 nucleotides. RefSeq names its product transcription termination factor MTERF6, chloroplastic/mitochondrial. The record is from RefSeq and is a predicted model, not a curated record. Gene Ontology annotation, molecular function: double-stranded DNA binding. Gene Ontology annotation, biological process: regulation of DNA-templated transcription. Lineage: Eukaryota; Viridiplantae; Streptophyta; Magnoliopsida; Asterales; Asteraceae.